AUGGAUUAUAAGCUAUGUGGCAGGUUUCGUCAUUUGAGAAACUAUUUUCCCGAUGAAUUAGGAAAAAUUUCAGAUUAUGAUUUUCAUGAUAAUGGGAAGAUUGAGAAGUAUUGUCCUAUUGUAGGUUCAAAAAAUAAAUGUGAAACUGAGGCCUAUAAAAUAAAUGCUGGAUGUCUAUGGUUGUUAGAGCAAAAUAUUGUUAAUAGGAUUAGUGAUUUAAGUAAAGAUCAGGCUAAAGCGUUUAUUAUGUACAUUAUGAUAUGGUUAAUUUAUAUGUUAAACCUAAAAAAAGAUAAAAACAUUAACUACCUAAAAGAUUUUUAUGAAGCGAAUAUAAAGGAUAACAGUCAUUAUACUAAUUGUAAAAAAGGUAAUAUAGAUUGUAGUAAUUCAUUAAAAAAUAAACUGGGAUAUAAUAAUUUUAAGGAGAUCAUAAAAGAAAACGAAUAUUUCAUGAAUAUGGAUAUGAACAUUAUUUCUAACUUUUAUGAUGCAUUUAAAUCAUUAUGUAACAUGUAUAUUGAAUAUGAUGCAAGCAGUCCAGAUUGCAACCAAAUUUCGCAAGAUGCUAAUGAAUUUGCUGAAAAAUAUAAAAAACUUAAUGAUGAUUCUAAUAAUACUGAUGGAAGUUCACAUAGCCAAAUAUUGUCUAUUUUGUCAAAUGAUUAUGAUAAUUUUAAAAAGAAAUAUAAUAAUGAUCAAUAUUGCAAAUCUUUAUCCCUUCCAACGAUAGAAAAGAAAAAAAAUAUUGUAAAAAGUUCUGAAAAAAUGAUUGAACAAAUUUCCGAAGUUGCAUCAUCAAGUUCGUCGAUAGCAAACAAAUUAAUUAUAGCUUUAUCGAUAUUUGCUGCAAUACCAAUUUUUUGGGGAUUUUCUUAUAAGUAUUCGUUAUUUGGAUUUCGGAAAAGAGCUCAAAAACAACAUUUAAGAAAAAAGCUAAAAAAAUAA
Molecule: messenger RNA, 948 nt
Organism: Plasmodium yoelii
Lineage: Eukaryota; Apicomplexa; Aconoidasida; Haemosporida; Plasmodiidae
Product: PIR protein
Exons: 3
Coding region: 1-948 (315 amino acids)
Source: RefSeq, a predicted model, not a curated record